AGUUCCACGUGAUCGUAAAACAGGAAGUGGUAUCACCUAUCUUCAGCUUCACGGAGCUUCACGAGUAGCAAGAGGUCACCGUGCAACAUGAGAUUUUCACAUAACUGAAUUAAUAUCUUAGUCGUCACACACGGUGCACUGAUUAUUGGUGGGCCAGAGGAGUAGGCAGGGGGGGUCGUGAUUGCACCCAGCCAUGAAUAGAACUAUGUGGGCCUCCAUGUUGUUGCCCUGGGUCUUGCGGAAGGGUCCCUAUAAAGCUCGCCUCUCCAGCACCCCAUUCUGGCAGCGAGCCUGGCCCCCCCCCACCCCGGGCAGAGCGCACUCCUCGGACGUCAAGGUGCGUUCCUACCUGCAGUACCUGAAACGGAAGAUCAGGCCGCCCCCGACCCCGCCCUACAGCCACGUGUGCCAGGUGGGCGACCCGGUGCUGAGGGGCAGGGCGGCGGAGGUGGAGGCAGCGGCGGUGUGCGGGGCGGAGGUGCAGAAGGUGAUCGGGACGCUGGUGCGGGUGAUGCGUAGGCUGGACUGCGUGGGCCUGAGCGCGCCUCAGAUCGGCGUGCCCCUGCGCAUCCUGGCGCUGGAGUUCCCCGAGCGCAUGCUGCAGGACGGCUCUCCCGCCGGCCGGGCGGCUCGCGGCCUGGCGCCCGUCCCGCUCCGCGUCUUCGUCAACCCGCGGCUGCGUGUGCUCGACUCGCAAACCGCCUCCUUCCUGGAGGCCUGCGAGAGCGUCGCCGGCUUCUCCGCCUGCGUGCCGCGCUACCUGUCCGUGGAGGUCUCAGGCCUAAAUGAGCACGCAGAGCCUGUUACCUGGCAGGCGAGCGGCUGGCCGGCUCGGAUCCUGCAGCACGAGAUGGACCACCUGGACGGGGUCCUGUACAUCGACCGCAUGGACAGCCGCACCUUCACCAACAUCCACUGGGCGGAGCACAACGAGUGACCGCACGCUGACCGCACAGUCCGCCGCACCUUCACCUACAUCCACUGGGCGGAGCACAACGAGUGACCACACAGUCCGCCGCUCCUUCACCAACAUCCACUGGGCGGAGCAGGGGUGGGGGGACCCCUUCCCGGAGUGCUGCUGCCACGUUCCAUUUGUGCCCGUUUGCACCAGUCACCCUGGCUCAGUCGACUGUGUACACCAACGUUGGUUUACUUGUACAGCAAGUUAUGGAGAGAGAAAG
Anguilla anguilla (European eel) is the source of this 1181-nucleotide messenger RNA. It is a transcript of the gene pdf, whose product is annotated as peptide deformylase, mitochondrial. Gene Ontology annotation, cellular component: mitochondrion. Bases 194 to 937 code for a protein of 247 amino acids. NCBI's taxonomy places the organism in Eukaryota, Metazoa, Chordata, Actinopteri, Anguilliformes, Anguillidae. The record is from RefSeq and is a predicted model, not a curated record. The transcript is spliced from 3 exons. Gene Ontology annotation, molecular function: peptide deformylase activity. Gene Ontology annotation, biological process: peptidyl-methionine modification; N-terminal protein amino acid modification.